AUGGGUACAUUUACUACUACACCGUUGAUAUUCUCAUGGUUCUCGGCUAACAUUGGUGGGAAAACAAAGCGACUUUGGGCCGCGGGUCUAAUCCUUGGAUUCGGAAAUAUCGGUGGUGCAAUUUCGGGUCAAAUCUAUCGAUCUAAUUAUCGUAUUGGUCAUUUGACAAAUGUUGCGUUCAUGUCGCUGACAUUGAUUUGUAUUCUAAUAUUACAUUUGUUAAUGAAACGUGAAAAUAGAAUACGUAUUAGGUUAACAUCAGAACAACAACAACCAGAAAUACAACCAAUGAGAGGACAAUUAGGCGAUAGGGAUCCAGGUUUCAAAUAUAUUUUAUGA
Molecule: messenger RNA, 339 nt
Organism: Didymodactylos carnosus
Lineage: Eukaryota; Metazoa; Rotifera; Eurotatoria; Philodinida; Philodinidae
Source: the annotation of a GenBank genome assembly